UCCGCCUUUACAUUGAAGCUGAAGAUGGCGACCCACGAUCAACAUCGUGGAAUUUUAUGCAAAUUGUUGCAAAACCAGUGCAUUCCUGGAUAUUAAAUGUUCAGCAGAGGAUUAUACUAUGUCAAAACAAUUAAACGACAUGUGACGGACUACGUUUAUUCGGCAGAACACAUCAGAAACAGUGAACAUUUCGAAUGUGUACAAUCUCCAAGGACAGAAACUGAGUAAAACUUGGACACGACAUAUGUCAGUCUGACCUACUAUUUGUCACAGUACCCAAAACAAACAAAAUGUGAUUAGGAGGCCAUUUCGAAUAGUUUUUAACCGCUCUACCUCAUGAAUUCACGUCGUAAAUGGCCAGUAUAUCGGAUGCUCUAGGGGAUCACGGCGUUUGUCCGCUGUGCCGUGACCAGUUUCGGGACCCCCGGGUGUUGCCCUGUUUGCACUCGUUCUGUAAGGACUGCCUUGAGCGGUGCCACCAUGACCAGGGUCUCAAUGACUCCUUUGCUUGCCCAUCGUGCAAGCAGCCGGGGUCGCUCAACUCUGGUGGGAUCGAGGGAAUACCUUCUAGCAUCUUUAUUUCAAACAUUCUUGACGUUAUGGUCUCACAAGAUGAGUAUGAAAAUGGUGAAAUAAAUGCCAACUUUGGAGAUUGCUUCUGUAACUGCUCAGAAGGAAGUCGAGCUACCUCACUAUGUAAGAACUGCCAUGAAUACCUGUGUGACAACUGUGUCAAGGCACACCAACGGGUGCGUCUCACCAAAGACCACUUCAUUGAAAGUAUAAAACGCCGAGGAUUUCAGCAUCAGAUUACACCAACAGUUUCUUUGAAUUCCCCAAGUCUUUCCACUGCCCAAGGCGAUCGUCAGAACACUCCAUGCUCUAAGCAUGAACAUGAAAUAUUACGCGUUUAUUGUGACAGCUGCCUUACACCAAUUUGCCGUGAGUGCACAAUGACGGAGCAUGUUGGUCACAGCAUCAUCUACCUCAAAGAUGCCAUCGAUAAUUCCAAAUCUGUUACUGUCAAGUUAUUAAAAGAUGCAAGAGCUGGAAUGAAGGCUAUCGAAGAAAGUCUUCAGCUAACUCAGGGUAUGGCUGAACGGGUUGAGCUAAGAUCACAAGCAGUUUCUAAUGAAAUUAGGAAUAUAACACGUCGACACAUGGCUGCUCUGGAAGAACGCGAGCGAGAUCUCUUAAGACGUGUUGAGAAGAUACGCCAGGUAAAAGGCAAAUCCUUACACGUGCAAAUGGAUGACUUAAAGCAAGGAUUGAUGUCAAUAAGCAGGACUGUUGAAGAUGUGGAAAGUGUUUUGAACAAUGGUCGUGAUGUUGAUAUUCUUAAAACGAAUGAAAGCAUGGUUAACGAAAUGCAGAAGCUUAGAGCUUUACGUGGACACUUUGAACCACAUGAAGACGACAGUAUUCUUUUUACACCCCCUGAUGCAGCUUUACAUAUUGCCAUUUCAAAACUUGGCUUCAUUAGCAGCAGUGCUUAUGCCCCUAACUGCAUUGCAUAUGGCGAUGGAUUGAAGAGAGCCCUGAAAGGAAAGAUUGCCAUGUUUGCAAUCCAGGCAAAAGAUCAUCUCGGCGAGCAGCGGGUUGUUGGUGGAGACCCUAUCCAGUGCUUGAUUAGCAGUCCAGAGGGUGCCAUGUAUCGCACAGAGGAACUGGAUCGUCAAAAUGGAACAUACAAUGUCUCCUACCGGCCGCAAUGUGAAGGAAAGCAUGUAAUAUCUGUGAUGAUCAAUGGAAAGCAUAUCCAUGAAAGUCCAUUCUCUGUUGAGGUUCGUAGUGGCCGUAACUAUGCCACUGUUGGGCAGAUGCUGGCUCAGUUUGGAGGGGAAGGUGAAGAGCCAGGCAAGUUGUGUCGUCCUUGGGGAAUCUGCUUCCAUAAAGAAGGUUUCAUACUGGUUGCUGAUCGCAGCAACAAUCGUAUACAGGCUUUUAAUAUAAAUGGGGUGUAUCAGUAUCAUUUUGGUUCAGCAGGUACGCGCAAUGGUCAGUUUGACCGGCCGGCUGGAGUGGCCUCUGAUAUUCAAGGCCGCGUUGUGGUGGCCGACAAGGAUAACCAUCGUAUUCAAAUAUUCACUGUAGAUGGAACAUUUCUGCACAAGUUUGGUGAGAAAGGAAAUAAGAAUGGUCAGUUUAACUAUCCAUGGGAUGUAGCGAUAAACUCAGAGGGAAAAAUUCUUGUGUCAGAUACAAGAAACCAUCGUAUCCAGCUGUUCACGAGUGAUGGACUGUUCAUAAACAAGUAUGGAUUUGAUGGAGCCCUGUGGAAGCACUUUGACUCACCACGUGGGGUGUGCUUCAACAACGAAGGGCAAAUGGUUGUUACCGAUUUCAACAAUCAUCGUCUUCUCGUUAUUCAUCCAGAUUUCCAGAACGCUAGAUUCUUGGGAACGGAGGGCAGUGCAAAUGGACAGUUCAUGCGUCCACAAGGCGUUGUUGUAGACCAGGAAGGAAACAUUAUUGUCGCCGACUCCCGAAACCAUAGAAUCCAGGUGUUCCAACCCAAUGGGAACUACAUGUGCAAGUUUGGCUCUCCGGGCUCUGGACCGGGCCAGCUUGACCGACCAUCUGGUAUCUGUGUUCUUCCGGACAGCCGCAUUCUUGUUGUUGACUUUGGAAAUAAUCGUGUGGAAGUAUUUUAAAUGCUUUGCCCUUGUAAAGGGUCUGCUUACUGCCUUGCUCAGGUUUUAACUCAGGUGUUGCCUGGUUAGUUUAUGUAAAUCUAUUGAGUUUGAUUGCCAAAGGCAUGUUGUUAAAUGCUCAGGGAAAAUUAGAAGUGAGCCAGUUUAAUGCUUCUCAGUAUUUUUAUUUCACAAUGGUGCAACAGGUGUUUUUAUCAUGUAUGUUUGACAUACUGAGGCUGUUCAGGCUGUAACCAUUUUUUAUCAAUAACUACCAAGGCCAUUUUGUACACAUGUGGCAUUAAAUGUAGAAUGUUGUUCAAUUUCACAUAUAUUUUUUCAAAUGGUAUUUGAUAAGUCUGAUUUCUUCAUAAAUUCAGCAUAGACAGUAUGAACUAAAAUAUUUCCUUUACACUAAAAUUUGUUUGAUACACACUUAGAAAUAAAGUAGAGGUACAUCUGAGGUACAUUUUAUGAAGGUAAAACAUAAAUUGUUGAGGUAUUGAGAAGCCUUAAACUGAUUCACAUUAAAUGAUUGUCAUAAAGUACAGCUUAUAUUGCAUGUGUGUGUCCACUUAAUGCUGCCACUUGCUUUCUGCAAAGAGUAUUAUUAUAAAUGUAUUUAGGUAUGAAAGGGAGUUGAAUAUAUAUGCAUUUAAACCUUUAAAGUGUAUGCACAAUGUAUUAUGGCUUGUAUCUCUUGGUUGUUAAUAUUGCGAUUGAACAGAAAUAUGCCAUUUUUGAUAUAUCAUCAAUAUUUUUUCACCAUUUCGUAACAAACAUGAUAUUUGGUUUUUCCGAUUUAAUAAUGAAAGCAUGAAAUUCUGACUCAAAUAAAUUUUAACUUCUGUAACAUAAUUAGUUUCUGAUGCACAUGUGCUGAAAAAUGUGAGCCUUAGACCAAGUUGUUCAAUAUUUAUCAGUUACCAUAAAUAUGCUGGGCAAAGCACCUACAUGUAGGUAUGGAUCAAAGGUUAGUCUGGCCGACUUAUGUGAUUCAAUUUAAAAUUUGCGCAGUACUUGAAUUGUUUAAUGAUCAGUUGACAAAGCAGGUAAACAAAGCUUAAGAUGAUCAAGUCUACAAUACUUUACUUUAUUUGAAAUAUAAUAAUGAUAUUUUCAUGUAAUAUAAUACAUAUUUUCUCAAAAUUAUUAUCAUAAAGAGUAAAACAUUGAAUGUAUGAAUACUCAAAGGACUGUUUAGUACAACAUAAUAGUAGAUGGUGUGUUUAGCUCACAAUCUGUACUAUGAUCAUGAAUAAAGAUAAAGCUGGUCAGUGGUUAGAAGUUGGCAACCUGCCAAGCCUGUGUGUAUACAUGAGUGGUCAGUUACAUCAUUUGACCUUGCUCUCUGUGAAGUAAACAAAACCUGGGCCAGUUGGAGGGAAAGUGGCCUAUAAGAAAUGGGCUUAAAGUAAGGGUACAUUUUGUUUCAAUUUGGCCAGUGAUUUAAUUAUCUUAGAUAUUUUACAUGUUACUGCAAACAAUUGACAGUGAAAAUAUCUAUAAAAAGCUAGAGGCGUGAUCAUUGAGAGUGGUUGAUUCUUUUUAAAAUAAUUUGUUCAAAUGGAAUUCAACCAUCUAUAUGAAAUUUCUAAAAGGUAUGUAAAUUCAUUUCUGACCAUAAAGGUCAUUUUCCCAUGGUGUGGCCAAAGCUGAAAGAUUGAGUGGUCAUUUGCUAGAUACCAUGUUUGUGUUUGGUUAAUACAAUCUGCAGGGAGUGACCACUGAUCAAGUUGAUCUCCUAACAAACACACUGACCACAGGUAUUGAGAAUAUCAAAUGUAGAAUGAUAUGGGACCAUGCUUCAAUCUGGCUUGAUAUUUUAUAGAAUAUUCUAAAUACUGGUUUAAUAUCUGCAUAGAAAAUGAUACAUAAAAAUGAAUGUUGAUUCAUUGCCCAGCUAGUCAUGUGCAUCUGAAACUACUUGUUAUUUUAUUAAACAAGUUAAACUUCUGUAAAAAUCUUUUACCAUGUUUAAGGUUUCUUACUUGUUCGCACUAUGAUAUUAUUAUGCAAAUUUAGUGUACCGUGUGAAUAUAUAUGGUUUAAUAGUUGAGAAUUACUAGUUAGAUGCUACCAAAUUAUAUGUUCUUAUUGUUAACUAUGUUGUUGAUGUUAAAAAAGCUUACUUACUUAGUCACUUUCCUAAUUCAAAUUGAUAUACAUAUCUCACUGGUCAUAUGAUAUAAUUACUGGAAUAAUUUUCUGAAAUACUUCCGUUUCAUUAAUGCUGCACUCUCACAGAUUGAACAUUUUUGACAACUUUUUUUAUUGUUUGUCUUGGAACAAGCCAAUUGUGGAACAAGCCAAUUUUUGCGAAAAUCCAUGGAAACUUGUUAUAUAAGACUGCUGACAGAAUGUUAGGAUGCAGAUUUUUCUAUUUAUGUUCAAAAAUUGAUGUUUUAUGCAUUUUUCUUAAACUGUUAGUAACAAUUUAAGCCAUAAAACAUUAAUUUUCGAACAGAAAUAUAAAAAUCUACAAUCUUUUGUUUUGUCAGCAAUCUUAUAUCAUUGAUUUGCAGAUAUUUACGCAAAAAUUUGAUCUUUCCAACAUAAAAAAUAAAAAAGUUGUAAAUAUGGUAAAUAUGUUAGAGUGCAGCUUUAACAUCAUUGAAAAUUUAUACUUUUAUUUUAAAAUACUUCCAACAAAUAUUUUAAUUUGACUAUGGAAAUUUCAACCUGAUUUAAGUUAAUUACUUGAAGAAAUCUUAUAAUUACUGGCCUAGUGCUUGCUAUAAGUUUGUAUGUGUGUAGAAAAAGAAAGUUCAAAGAAAGCUUAAUUCAAUAAUACUGUGGUGUGAAUAUGUAUGUUUCAUUUUAGCUUGCUUAUAAACAUUGUAUUAUUAUUAUAUAUUAAUGUAAACAUUGGAACCAGUGACUAAAGGAACGCUUUUUGUGCAUGAAAAUGCUUAAAUUUGUUUGUUGACUUAUGUUCUGUUUUUUUUUUCUUUUAAAGGGCUUCAGAAGUCAUAUUAACCAAUUGCUACCUCAGGAUUCUUUAAGUUUUGUAGCAGAUGUGUUGUUAUAUGGUUCAGAAACUUAGCAUGUAAUGUGAAACGUUCACUCUGUUUUGCUUAUUGAUGUUGUUGUUAUAACUAUGAUAUAUUUACAUGUGUUUUUACAUGUAUACGUGAAAGAGCGCAUCAUCUAAUGACUUCUUGUUAUAAUUGUGUGCUUGUUUUUUCAUGAAUAAUUGAUUGCUUUACUUUGUUUUUAUCAUGUAACAUUAUAUAAAGGAGAGGUUCAUGUUAUUUGCAUAUUUUUGAUUGCUAACAUUAUGACUGGGCAUUGUCUAGGAUAAAUUGUUUUCAAUAUUAACUUAACAACGGAAACAGGACUGUGAAGACUUUCAGAUGGAUUUUAAUUUGAAUAUCACUUCAAAAUGAUGCUAUCUAAUAUACAAUUUAUUUUCCUCAAGAAAAUUUAUAAACAACAUUCUUAGAAUUCAUAUCCUUAGGUCUGUACUGGUGGCUUAUUUUGGUAACUGUCUGCUAAAUGUUGUAACAGGUCACAUUUGCCUCUCCAAUUCUGACCAUAAUGCUGCUCUAUGAGCAUGACUAACUGUUAAGAGGCUACCCUGGGGUCACAGGUUCAUGUUUUAUUGUUUACAAAGGUGAUGGCCAAUUAAAUUCCCAUUGAUGGCAGGUAAUUUUCUCUGAUGAUAAAGAGUGCUAGUGAGAUUCGGAGGGUUGACUGCCCAUUUCUGUUACAUAAUGUGAUGUCACACACUAGUAAUUUGCCAGUAUGAAAGCCAUUUUACCUCAUGGAUGGGUGUUUUUCAACAUAAAUGUCUGACUUGCAUAUUUAAACUAAUACAUUGACAGGCUUGAUUUUGAAAUGAACGUUGGUGCAUUUACAUAAUAUGGUAUGAGCAGUUUAACAUGUUCUAACAGGUGCAAGAAUCCAGUUUAAAUCCAUCAUCAAUGUAACCAUGCAUCCUGUACUAAAAACAGCAAGAGGGAAGAUGCACAAUAGUAUUACUUGCAUAUAGCAUGCCUAUCAUAGUAUCUUUGUUCUAAUUUACACUCAGUAAAAUCAGGAAUUUGAGGAGUAUCAUGGCCCCACCCCCUGAGCAAUUGCACCAUUUUGUUCUUAUACAAAGACCUUUCAGGAUGAAGGGAACCAUACUUGUAACCAUCAUAAUUACAUGUAUUUGUAAUACAAUAAAUGAUUAUACCUCUGCUGGAAUUAAUUACCUUAAAAGUUAUGAUGUAAUACCUCAGCUUUCCACACUACCUCGCUUUUUGUACCUCAAGCCUGUUACCAUGGUUACUAAAAUUUGCUUAACCAUUGAAAAUAAUAUGUAUUUUUAUUGCUUGAAGAACUAUAUAUAUUUACUUAAAUAACUAUAUAUUAUUGCUUGAAGAACU
Messenger RNA from Mya arenaria, 7006 nucleotides. RefSeq names its product E3 ubiquitin-protein ligase TRIM71-like. Gene Ontology annotation, molecular function: ubiquitin protein ligase activity; zinc ion binding; protein binding. The coding region runs from base 354 to 2654 and encodes 766 amino acids. The record is from RefSeq and is a predicted model, not a curated record. Gene Ontology annotation, biological process: proteasome-mediated ubiquitin-dependent protein catabolic process; protein polyubiquitination. NCBI's taxonomy places the organism in Eukaryota, Metazoa, Mollusca, Bivalvia, Myida, Myidae. The transcript has a single exon.